Dromaius novaehollandiae (emu) is the source of this 3047-nucleotide messenger RNA. Its product is annotated as cytochrome c oxidase subunit 6C. The transcript is spliced from 4 exons. The coding region runs from base 12 to 440 and encodes 142 amino acids. The record is from RefSeq and is a predicted model, not a curated record. NCBI's taxonomy places the organism in Eukaryota, Metazoa, Chordata, Aves, Casuariiformes, Dromaiidae.
CCCGGACAUGGAUGCUGCGCAGCGCCAGGCCCGCCGCGCCCCGCCCCCGCCUCCCGCAGUGCGCUCAGCAGCGGCGUUUGAGCCGAGCCGCUCGCCGUAGUGAGGAGCCCGUGUGCCGCGCAUGCGCAGUAGGGGCGCCGCAGUGGGUGCUCGGCUCGCGGGACGGAAGGACGGUGGUCGGCUCGCGCCGAGGAGAUAGAAUCACCAUGUCAUCUGCACUAUUGCCUAAGCCACAAAUGAGGCGCCUUCUGGCCAGACGGAUGAAGUUUCAUCUUUUUGGGGCAUUUUUUGUAUCUGUGGGAUGUGCAGCUUUGUACAAGUUUGGUGUUGCUGAACCCAGAAAAAGAGCUUAUGCAGAGUUCUAUAAAAACUAUGAUCCCAUGAAGGACUUUGAAGCCAUGAGAGCAGCUGGUGUGUUUGAGUCUGCACAGCCCAAAUGAUGGUAACCUGCAUUAACAGCUGCAUUCAGAACAGUUCUGUUUACGCAUGGAAGGGAGUGGAAGCUCUGUAUAAGACUUGCCUGACUUAGGAUAUUUAUUAUAUUGAUGCUGUCACAUCUUUAAUUGGAUAGUAUGCAACUUUCUAAUUCUACUACUGUCAUGCUCAUGGUGGUUUGGUGAAUGAGAAAAUGGAAAGGCUGUUUCUCUCUUGUAGCAUAGAUUUUAAAAAACAGAGACAACUUCCACAUAUCCUUUUGUCUUCCGAAGUUGAUGAGAGGGGAGAGACAACUAGUCAUGAGGAAAAAAAAUAUGUGUGUGUGUGUAUGUGUAUUUAAAAAAAUAAUGGUGGCAUACGGCCUCUUAUGUGAUAAUAGGUAUUCAGAUUUUCCCCUUACUGAAUUAAGCCUGAAUAGAACUUUGUUCAUGAUAUUAUUUUCCGAGCACUUAACACUGUGUUUUGUUCUAAGACUACCAAACUUCAUUCCCCCUUGCUUGCUAAUGCCAGGAAAAAAAAAAAACCUUGAUUUCAAUCUUGUCAUAACUGUUAAUAAGUAUGCUCACUCAGCUGCACAAACUCAUGACGUGACAGCUCAACGAAGAAUUCCUCCCCCCUUCUUCAUCCAUGUUUCUUGCAUUGAGUCCUCUGCUUCUCUUAAAAUGGCUUCAAACUAAUCUAGAAUGAUAGCUUUUUCAUUCUUUUGGAAUGUUUUUAUAUUGUGAUCACUGCAUGAUAAUCUGUGGCUCUAAUUAUCCUCGACAGCUGGAUUUUCUCAGCCUGUUUGGUUAAGGCAGCAAAAUGGAAUAAAACAUUUGUACUUAAGAGUAUUAAUAAAAAGUUCUGUUGUGUGACAAUCUAUGGAUAUCUGGUUUCUGCGUAACACUAUUACAUAAAAGAAGCAUAGCUUCAGCUCUUCCAGUAGAUAUAAAAAAAGACGGCAGUCCCUUUGUUAUUUUUUCUUAAGGAAAAUUUUUCUAUUCUUUAGCUAUGAAUACAGAACAGAGAAAUAAUGAAAUGAUAAACUUACCGUUUUAAAAUGUUGGUAUUUCUGUCUCUAGUUCAGUCCUAUUGCUAAUAUAUAGGCGCUUUUAAACUUUUUUAGGCACUGGAAUUACAUUCUUUAGCCAGGUGGCCUUCAUCAGAAUAUUUUGUCAACAAAGAUGCAUGUUAAAAUUUAAUUGCAGUCUUGAACAGUAUUUUUCAGUGCAAAUUGAGCUCUGCUCUCAGUUGAGUUGUGCUCCUGUUUGCAGCUAAAAGAAAUCAAGUUGCAGAUUGUGCACACCUUUUAACAUUAAAAAUUUCCCAAACAGUUUUUCCAUUCCUCUAUUACACCAGCUUAAAAGAAAAUGUGAAGGACAAAUUUUCAUAUGUCACUUUGAAUUGUGCCUCUUACCCCUUAUUUUAUAUAAAUAAGAACUUUUUUCAGUCCUUCAUAGUUGAAAGACAGAUUUUUUUUUUUUUUUUUUUAAUUUCAUGCCUGGGUAGAGCAGCACAUGAAUACCUAAGUAUAAGAGGGAGAAGGCAAUGUGAGUGUUUCCAGUGUUUAAAAAAGACUGUGGAAAGGGCAAGUACACAAAAUAGAUGGAAGACAUUUCCAUUUGACUCAGUAGCUUAAAUGUUAGUUAUGAAAGUUGGGCUGAGGUUAAAUUUUAUGCUUUUUUGGGGGUAGUUACCUAAAAUGUACAGUGUUCAUGCAUAUUCUACAUCUGUUCUAAUUUUAUUGGAGUAUGUCUUAUGAUGUAUGGCAGUAAAUUCAGUGAUUUAACUUCAUUUAAAUACUCACUCUAUAAUUCAGUACUUGCCCCACAAAUUGAGGAAAGGGUGGGCAGGGAGGAGCGCCUCUUUAGUUAAGGUGUUAGCUUGGAACUCAGUACUGAGUUCGUUCCUGCUUGGUGUGUAGAGAACUUGGUAUCUGAGCGUGAUUUUACAAUGUUUUAGCUAUUCGGUACAGGCUUUGUGUGGUGGUACUGAUAAUGUACAAUGCAAGUGUGACAAUUGGUGAGGAGUAUCCUACCUCUACAGUGUGUUCAGUAAUGUAAUAAAGGGGGCAAGCUAAAGAGUUUGGCGCUAACCACUUGCAUGACUCUUGUCAUGGAGUACAGCUGGUCUUGGAUUGUGUCCAGUAUGUGGAGAAGCAAUUUGAAUUUGGUUUUCUUCCUUCCUUGGUAGAUUGCCUACACCACUUGUUUCUUCCCUGGCUCCUCUCUGAAAGUUGCAUUCUUUUCUCUUUCAGGCCCUUAAUGCUUAUCAAGAUUGAUUCAGUUAUCAGUGCGGCAUGUAUAGUGAAUCUUAAGUGCUGUGCAGUAUUGUUCCAGCUUUUGAUUUGUUCCAUGUUUCACUUCUGUUUGCCACAUGAAGUGUGUGUGACUCUUAAACCAUCAGGAAAUAACAAGGGGAAUUCCUCUAGACUAAACCACUGCAUAAACAUUUCCCUCUCUUGCUUUGCAUUCAUACAUACUAAUGUGUUUAUUUAAAGAGUAAGAAGUUUGACCAACUUAACAUUUUUUUUUUUAUCUUGCAGAUUCCCUUCAAUCUAAGGAGACUUGAUGGUCGAACCUUACUUGUUCACUGAAUUAUAAAGAAGUGUAAUGCACUUCAAUCCGUGACAA